CUCCGCAGCAGCUGCCGGCGGCCGGGGAGGGAAGGAGGGAGCGAGCGAGCGGGCGCUGCCGCCCGCGCCGCGCCGAUGGGUCUCCUCCUGCUCCUCUGGGCGUGUGCGGCCGCCACCGGGGCAGCUGUAGGAUUUGGAAUGGAUCCUGACUUACAAAUUGAUAUCAUCACAGAGCUGGAUCUGGUGAAUACAACCCUGGGGGUAACACAAGUGUCAGGACUACACAAUGCCAGCAAAGCAUUUUUAUUCCAAGAUACAGAAAGAGAAAUCCACGCAGCACCCCAUGUGAGUGAGAAAUUAAUUCAGCUCUUCCGGAACAAAAGCGAGUUCACGUUUCUGGCCACUCUGCAGCAAAAGGCAUCGACUUCUGGAGUUAUACUGUCCAUCCGAGAGUUAGAGCACAGCUAUUUUGAGCUGGAGAGCAGUGGCCUGCGGGAUGAGAUCAGGUAUCACUACAGGUUUAAUGGGAAGACAAGAACAGAGGUGCUCCCAUACCGCCUGGCAGAUGGACAGUGGCACAAGAUUGCUGUGUCACUUAGUGCAUCCCAUCUUCUGCUCCACGUGGACUGCAACAGAAUUUAUGAACGUGUCAUUGAUCCCCCAGAAACGAAUUUGACACCUGAAAGCAAUUUAUGGCUCGGACAGAGAAACAGGAAACAUGGUUUCUUUAAGGGUGUUAUUCAAGAUGUGAAAGUCAUCUUUAUACCUAAUGGAUAUAUAACACAGUGUCCUAAUCUGAACCGCACAUGCCCAACCUGCAGUGAUUUCUUAAGUCUGGUGCAAGGAAUCAUGGAUUUACAAGAACUCUUGGCAAAAAUGACUGCAAAAUUAAAUUAUGCAGAAACAAGACUGAGUCAAUUGGAAGACUGUCACUGUGAGAAGACUUGUCAAGUAAAUGGAUUGAUCUACAGAGACAAAGACUCAUGGGUUGAAGAUGAUCACUGCAGGAAUUGCACAUGCAAAAGCGGAGUUGUGGAAUGCCGAAGGAUGUCCUGUCCCCCUCUCGAAUGUGCUCCUGAUGCUCUCCCCGUGCACGUGGAAAGUCAGUGCUGCAAGGUGUGCAAGGCCAAGUGUAUCUAUGGAGGCAAAGUGCUAGCAGAAGGUCAACGAGUAUUAACCAAGAGCUGCAGGGAAUGUCGAAAUGGAGUUUUAGUAAAAGUAACAGAGACUUGUCCACCACUGAACUGCUCAGAAAAAGAUCACGUUCUUCCAGAGAACCAGUGUUGCAGUGUUUGUAGAGGUCAUAACUUCUGUGCAGAGGGACACAGAUGCGGUGAAAAUUCCGAGUGCAAAAACUGGAACACAAAAGCUACUUGUGAAUGCAAGAAUGGUUAUCUCUCUGUCCAAGGGGACUCUGCAUAUUGCGAAGACAUUGAUGAGUGUGCUGCCAAGAUGCACUAUUGCCACGCCAACACCGUGUGUGUUAACCUGCCUGGGUCCUACCGCUGCGACUGUGUCACGGGAUACGUGCGUGUGGAUGACUUCUCCUGCACAGAGCAUGAUGAGUGUGGCAGCGGGCAGCACAACUGUGAUGAGAAUGCAAUCUGCACUAACACCAUCAGGGGACACAGCUGCACCUGCAAACCUGGGUACGUGGGCAACGGGACCAUCUGCCGAGCAUUCUGUGAAGAAGGGUGCAGAUAUGGUGGAACUUGUGUAGCUCCUAACAAGUGUCUCUGCCCUUCUGGAUUCACUGGAAGUCAUUGUGAGAAAGAUAUUGAUGAGUGUGCAGAGGGGAUCAUUGAGUGUCACAACCAUUCACGCUGUGUUAACCUCCCAGGGUGGUACCACUGUGAGUGCAGAAGCGGUUUCCAUGACAAUGGAAGCUAUUCUCCUUCCGGGGAGUCCUGUGUUGAUAUCGAUGAGUGUGCCUUAAAGAUCCACACCUGUUGGAACGAUUCAGCCUGUGUGAACCUGGCAGGAGGUUUUGACUGCCUUUGUCCAUCUGGGCCAUCUUGCACUGGAGACUGUCCCCAUGAAGGUGGCUUCAAGCGGAAUGGGCAGGUGUGGACCCUGGGAGAGGACAGAUGCUCUGUUUGUUCCUGCAAGGACGGGAGGAUUUUCUGCCGGAGAACAGCCUGUGACUGCGGGAACCCCAGUGCUGACCUCUUCUGCUGCCCGGAGUGUGACACUCGUGUCACCAGCCAGUGCCUCGACCAGACCGGGCAAAAGCUCUACCGCAGCGGGGACAACUGGACCUAUAGCUGCCAGCAGUGCCGUUGCCUGGAAGGAGAGGUGGAUUGUUGGCCUCUUCAGUGUCCGACCCUGAACUGCGAGUACACAGCCAUGUCAGAAGGAGAGUGCUGUCCUCACUGUGUCAGUGACCCCUGUCUGGCUGACAGCAUCACCUAUGACAUCAGGAAAACCUGUCCAGAUGGCUAUGGAAUCACAAGGCUUAGUGGUGCUGUGUGGACAAUGGUGGGAUCUCCUUGUACAACCUGCAAAUGCAAGAAUGGGAAUGUCUGCUGCUCAGUGGAUUUAGAGUGUCUCAACAAUAACUGA
Cinclus cinclus is the source of this 2502-nucleotide messenger RNA. RefSeq names its product neural EGFL like 1 (gene NELL1). The record is from RefSeq and is a predicted model, not a curated record. Bases 76 to 2502 code for a protein of 808 amino acids. Gene Ontology annotation, molecular function: protein binding; calcium ion binding. The transcript has 20 exons. NCBI's taxonomy places the organism in Eukaryota, Metazoa, Chordata, Aves, Passeriformes, Cinclidae.